This is a messenger RNA of Malassezia japonica, 1401 nucleotides long. RefSeq lists its product as uncharacterized. The coding region runs from base 1 to 1401 and encodes 466 amino acids. The transcript has a single exon. The record is from RefSeq and is a predicted model, not a curated record. NCBI's taxonomy places the organism in Eukaryota, Fungi, Basidiomycota, Malasseziomycetes, Malasseziales, Malasseziaceae.
AUGGCGACCCCCGAGGGAUCCGUCGCCGGCAAGGCGACGUCUAGGUUGCCAGACUCGUCGCCUACAACCUACAAUGAGAAUCCGCGCGUGUUUGAAGAGCCCUACUCCUCGGACGAGCCGUGCCGUUUCGAGGGAUUCCUGCGGCAAAUCAAGCUCAAGCCCAUGAAGGCGCGUGAUCCGCGCGAAAUUCACCGCACCGCAAGCUCGCUCGAGCUGUUCUUUGACCUAGUGUUUGUGAUCUCGGUCGGAAUUGUAACAAAGGAGUAUCUCGACGCGCUGAAACAGGGCGGCGGUCAUGCCGCGGCUGGAUUUGGCUACUUCUGUAUGAUCUUUUUUACGAUCUGGUGGGCAUGGAUGAAUUACACGUGGUUCGCGACUUCAUUCGAUACCGACGACUGGCUGUACCGGUUCUUGACCCUAGUCCAAAUGGCCGGUGUGCUGGUCCAUGCCGCCGGCAUUAAACCUGCGUUUGGGCAUCAGCCCGAGACGAAUGGCGAGAUGAGCGAGGAAGCCCACUUUACGAAUGGCGACUUUAGGAUUGUCGCGAUCGGAUACGUGAUUAUGCGCUUCGGUAUGGUCUCGCAAUGGCUCCGUGCUGCUAUUAACGGUGGCCGUGCUGGCCGUGCUGCUUUUUACUAUGCGAUCCUGAUUACCAUCGUGCAAGUGCUGUGGAUUCUAUGGGCCUAUGUCUUUCCCAAGCGCCUCGGCGUUGCGAUCCCCCUGUUUAUUGUGUUUGCCGCCUGUGAAUUGCUGAUUCCUACCUUUGCUGAGCUGCGUGGCCGGACGACGUGGCACCCCCACCAUAUUACCGAGCGUUACGGCUGCUUUACGCUAAUCCAGCUCGGUGAGAGUAUCAACGGUGCCUGUCAAAUCAUUUCCGAAGCCCUUCAAGGGGUCGAGAUCGAAGCCAAGCUUGUGGGUACAUUUGUCUUUGCCUUUGCGAUCGGUGCGGGUAUGUGGUGGAUUUAUUUCUGGCCGUCGCACCACCACGCGAUCCGGUCGUUUAGGGACGCGCUGCGGUACGGAUACACGCACUUUAUUCUGUUCAUGGCCAUUGCCGCGUACGCUGCUGGUGUCGAGCUUGUCUCUGCCAAGCUCAAGGAAGGGGAGGAGCUUCGCAUUCCCUACUACCAAGCCUCGUUGACCGUGACUGUUCCUGUCGGCGUGUUCCUUCUUGGCAUCUGGUGGAUCCUAAUUCACCGGUGCGCGGUCCCUGUCGUAAAGAGCCUGGUCCCCGCCUCGGCCUUUUUGAUGCAGCUGGACGCGGUGAUUUUUGAAUUCGCCGAGAUAAAAUUCCCCAUGAUCCUCACCACCACAUUUAUUGUCAUUAAUGUGGUUGCUAUGGUGGUGUAUAGCCACAAGUGCCCUCUUGAGGUAGAGGAAGAGGAGGACGACGAGUAA